CGGAAACCCUAUGACAUGCAAUGGCAAGAGUACACCAUCGGUUUUCAAUACUGUCGGACUCGAGGAACCGCAGCUGGGAAUCAAGAGUACCUCGAGUCUGUCGAAAACUCCCAUCGGCUCAUCAAGGAAUUGGAUAGACAAGGCGGCAUCGAUCUUCUUCUAUUCUGCGUACGCGCCGGCAGAGUCACUGCUACGCUUCAGAGCAGUUACCGGCUCUUUUACGAAUUCCUUUGCGAGAAGAAGGUCCCAAUCGUUCUUGCAGUAACGAACCUUGGAAGAGAGCACAGGUUGGAGGACUGGUGGGUGAGAAACUGCAGCACCUUCGAAAAAUACCAGAUCCAGCUCGCCGGUCAUGCGUGCAUCACCGUUAACAGAUUGGACGGAGGAUACAAAGAAUCACGUAUCACGAUCUGGAAUCUUGUUCAGCGAUUUACCGCCGAUGGGCAGAAGCCAAAGGAGUUACUUGCCGGGGGCCCGUUUGUGAAAAGGAAGGAUCUUGUCUCUCUUCUCACCAAGCGUUGUGGUGUAUCUCCAGACGUUGCAAAACAGUUGGCUGAUAUGAUCAGGCAAGACGUAGGUUGAUGACUUUAACUAUGCCUUAUGCUCACCCAAUUGCAAUUGUAGACUUCGUCUAUC
Suillus subalutaceus is the source of this 636-nucleotide messenger RNA. RefSeq lists its product as uncharacterized. The record is from RefSeq and is a predicted model, not a curated record. NCBI's taxonomy places the organism in Eukaryota, Fungi, Basidiomycota, Agaricomycetes, Boletales, Suillaceae. Bases 16 to 582 code for a protein of 188 amino acids. The transcript has 3 exons.